Molecule: messenger RNA, 2575 nt
Organism: Raphanus sativus (radish)
Lineage: Eukaryota; Viridiplantae; Streptophyta; Magnoliopsida; Brassicales; Brassicaceae
Product: replication protein A 70 kDa DNA-binding subunit E
Exons: 2
Coding region: 172-2451 (759 amino acids)
Biological process (GO): DNA replication; nucleotide-excision repair; telomere maintenance via telomerase
Cellular component (GO): DNA replication factor A complex; nucleus
Molecular function (GO): zinc ion binding; single-stranded telomeric DNA binding; damaged DNA binding
Source: RefSeq, a predicted model, not a curated record
CCUUAGAAAUAGCAGUUACAAACUUGUCUCUUUAUGUUCGCACCUCUCCACUCUCUCUUCUAGGGCAAUUCUCACAAAAGCUUUCUUCAUCUUCUCUUUCAUUAUACAUUCAAAAAAAAACCAAUCGAUUCAUAAACUUAACCUCCACAAAUCAAUUUCUAUAGCAAGACGAUGGGGGAGAUUCUGACGGGAGGGGUAAUCGAGAUGAUAAGAAACGAGGCGGUGAAGAGCCACGAGGACAUGAUACCGGUUCUCCAAGUCACGGAGCUGAAGAUGUUCACGGCUCAGACGGUGCCGUCCAAGGAGAGGAUUAGGGUUCUGCUAUCAGACGGGACGGCCUUCAUUCAGGGGAUGCUCGGCAUCACUCUCAACCCUCUCGUCAAAGACGGCCUCCUCCAAGCCGGUUCCAUCCUCCGCCUCGAUCAUUUCCUCUGUAGCGAGAUCCAAAAGAAAAAGAUUGUUGUGAUUUCGCAAUUGGAAGUGAUAGCAACGAAUGCUGAUAUAAUUGGAGCAAGAAAGCCUAAUAAUAAUGAUCCGCGUGGUGGAGUAGGAGACUCUAAUCCAACUAGUGGGUUUAGGAGCAACACUGAGAUAGGGGCGACUGUUUUACCUCAACAGAGACAACAAGUGUAUGGUUCUGGUUCUAUUUUUCAGCUAAAUGGUGGUAGGAGUGAUGUGAGUAGUGGUGGUCGUCAAAUCAACAACACCGGGACAGGGACAAGCCAUGUUGCUCAACAGCAACAGAGACAACAAGUGUAUGGUUCUGGUUCUAAUUCUACUUUACCUGGAUCAGCAUCUUCUGCUCGGGCAUACAACAAUCCAUCUUCAGGCCCUCCAACGCGCCAUCAACCACCACCACCACCCAUGUACCAGAACAGGGGACCAGUGGCGAGGAACGAGGCACCUCCUCUCAACACUCCUAUCAAUGCGCUUAACCCUUAUUCCGGCAGGUGGACCAUCAAGGCCAGGGUCACUAGCAAAGGAGAUCUCAGGCGUUUCAAUAACCAGCGUGGGGAUGGGAAAGUGUUCAGCUUUGACCUUCUCGACGCUCAUGGUGGAGAGAUACGUGUUACUUGUUUCAACGAUGUCGCUGAUCAGUUCUACGACCAGAUCGUCUUUGGCAAUCUUUAUCUGGUUUCGAGGGGGAAACUGCGUCCUGCUGAGAAGAAGUAUAACCAUCUCCCUCACGACUACGAAAUCACGCUGGAUAACGCGUCGACGGUACAGCAGUGCUACGAGGAAGACGCUGCCAUCCCUCAGAACCUGUACAAUUUCCGUUCCAUUGGUGAUAUCGAAAGCAUGGAGACUAACAGCAUCAUCGAUGUGAUUGGCGUUGUGUCGUCUAUCAGCCCCACUGGAACGAUAAUGAGGAAGACCGGGACCGAGACGCAGAAGAGAUCUCUUCAGUUGAAAGACAUGUCUGGUCGAAGCGUUGAGGUGACUAUGUGGGGUAGCUUCUGCAACGCGGAAGGACAGAAGCUGCAGAGUCUUUGCGACUCUGGUGAGUUUCCUGUUCUUGCUGUUAAGUCGGGGAGGGUCAGCGAGUUUAACGGGAAGGCGGUGAGCACCAUUGGGUCAAGCCAACUCCUCGUUGAGCCAGACUUUGUUGAGGCUCGUAAGCUGAAGGAAUGGUUUGAGAGAGAAGGAAGGAGCGCCCCUUGUGUCUCCAUUUCGAGAGAGUUCAACGGUAGCGGCAGAGUAGACGUACGCAAAACAAUCUCUCAAAUUAAAGACGAGAAGCUAGGGACCUCGGAGAAACCAGACUGGAUCACAGUCAACGCCACUAUUAUAUACAUGAAGGUUGACAACUUCUACUACACAGCUUGUCCCAUCAUGAACGGUGAUCGUCCUUGCAAUAAAAAGGUGACAGACAACGGAGAUGGGACGUGGCGGUGCGAGAAGUGUGAUAAAAGCGUGGAUGAAUGUGACUACAGGUACAUACUGCAGCUCCAGUUACAGGACCAUACAGGUCUUACUUGGGUCACAGCGUUCCAAGAGGCUGGUGAGGAGAUAAUGGGAAUGCCUGCUAAAGAUUUGUACUAUGUGAAGCAUGAACACAAUGAUGAGCAGAAGUUUGAAGAUAUCAUCCGUAAGGUUGCUUUUACCAAAUACAUGUUCAAGCUCAAGGUAAAAGAAGAGACAUAUGGGGAUGAACCUACUGUGAAAGCAACGGUUGUGAAAGUAGACAAGGUGAACUAUUCAUCAGAUACCAGGGUGAUUCUAGGUGCCAUAGAGAAGCUCAGGACAGAGACUGCAAGUUCUCUCCCUGUGAGGCCAGAAGGAUCCCAUUACACCGCUGAUGCUGGCACCUCAGGUAUUGGAACCUCAUCACUCGGAAGAAGGGAAUUUGGUUUACCUGCAAACCAAUCAGUUCAAUAUGGUGGUGGUGCUAUGAGCUGCUAUGUCUGUGGGAACAGUGGUCAUGUUUCUGCAAACUGUCCAAACAUUUGAAUGAUCCUCUCGCUCUUUAUUUUUUUUUAAUGCAUAUCAUGUUUCUCUUUUGUCAUUCUGCAAACUUCAAAACUCAGUUUUUGUUCCCAUUUGAGUUUCUUAGUGAAGGAUGGUGAUUUUUUUC